This is a messenger RNA of Pseudomassariella vexata, 1713 nucleotides long. RefSeq names its product ubiquitin carboxyl-terminal hydrolase. NCBI's taxonomy places the organism in Eukaryota, Fungi, Ascomycota, Sordariomycetes, Amphisphaeriales, Pseudomassariaceae. Gene Ontology annotation, molecular function: cysteine-type deubiquitinase activity; proteasome binding; protein binding. The record is from RefSeq and is a predicted model, not a curated record. Gene Ontology annotation, biological process: regulation of proteasomal protein catabolic process; proteasome-mediated ubiquitin-dependent protein catabolic process; protein deubiquitination. Bases 1 to 1713 code for a protein of 570 amino acids. The transcript is spliced from 2 exons.
AUGGCGUCUGUACCGAUCGUCGUUAAACAUUCUGGCAAAAAGUACGAUGUCGAGGUGGAUACAGAAUCGACGGGCGAGAUCUUCAAGUAUCAGCUGUACAGUCUGACCGGAGUCGAACCCGAUCGCCAGAAGGUCCUGAUGAAGGGCGGCCCCCUCAAGGAUGACGCCGACAUGAGCAAGUUUGGCCUCAAGUCAGGCCAGACAAUCAUGAUGAUGGGUACACCAGGUGGAGAUGGCGCUGCUGCUCUGGCACGACCUACCGAAAAAAUCAAGUUCGUCGAGGACAUGACCGAAGCCGAGGCCGCCCAGCAAGAGGGCGCCACGCCCGCUGGUCUCACGAACUUGGGCAACACCUGCUAUCUUAACUCGACAUUACAGGCUCUUCGUGCUAUUCCCGAGCUGCAGAACGCCCUGACGAAAUACGAACCUCACAGCGGGAGCGCUGGUACCACUUUGCCACAGCUUGAUCUCACAAGACAACUCCGCGACCUCUACAAAUACAUGUCUGAAACCCAGAAUGCCUUUGUUCCCCACGCCUUCUUAACUGCUCUGCGCCAGGCCUUCCCCCAGUUUUCUGAGCGAUCUCGAAGCGGCCCUGGAUAUGCCCAACAGGAUGCCGAGGAGGCUUGGUCGCAGAUUGUCGCCCAGGUGCGACAGAAGCUCAAGGUCAAGAAUGACCCCGAGGCCCAGGAAUCUUCAUUUAUCGACAACUACAUGGCAGGAGAGUUCUCUUCGGUUCUCGAGUGUGACGAUGCAUCAGCUCGCGAGGCUGGUGAGCAACCAGUGAACACCAAGGACGCUUUCCUGAAGCUCAACUGCCAUAUCGACGGCGCAACGAAUCAUUUGACGGACGGCAUCAAGAAUGGCUUGAUCGAGCAGAUUGAGAAGAGGUCCGACGUGCUGGACAGAGAGACAACAUAUACCCGUACUUCCAAGAUAUCCCGGCUCCCGAAGUACCUAACUGUGCACUUUGUGCGCUUCUACUGGAAACGAGAGACCCAGAAAAAGGCCAAGAUCAUGCGUAAGGUCACGUUCCCCCAUGAGCUGGACGUUGUGGAGUUCUGCACAGAAGAUCUCAAGAAGAUGCUCGUUCCUGUUCGCGACAAGGUGCGAGAGAUCAGGAAGGAUGAGGAGGACAUUGAGCGCUCUCGCAAGCGACGCAAGCGCAACAACGAGGGUGCUCUGGAGGAUGUAGCAGGGGGCAGUGCCGCGAAGCUGGAGAAGAAAGAUGGAAAGCGAGAUGCCGAAAAGGAAAAGAAGGAUGACAAGAAGGCGGGUAAGUCGGCAGACGGUGAUACCGAGAUGGUCGGUGCCGAGACCUACAAGACCGAUGCAGAGAUCGACGCCGAGAAGGAUGCCGCGCUCCUGACAGCGAAGAAGGAACUGAACGCCCUGAUUCAUCCCGAUCUGGCCAAGCAAGACGGCGCAAACCAGUCCGGCCUAUACGAGCUGCGCGGGGUUGUCACACAUCAAGGCGCAAGUGCCGACAGUGGUCACUACACGGCGUACGUCAAGAAGGAGGUGCCAAUCGAUCCGAAGACGGGCCAGAAGCGGGACGAGGAGGAGAAGUGGUGGUGGUUCAACGACGACCGCGUCUCCGAGGUGUCCGCCGACAAAAUCGAGGCGCUGGCGGGUGGUGGCGAGUCACAUUCGGCCCUCAUUCUCUUGUACAAGGCCGUUCCACUUCCCUCGGCUGAUGGAAUCGUGGACUAA